AUGCGACUUCCCGGGACUGCUGGCAGGAAGUUUCUGCUCGGCAGCAUCGUCUUCCUUUUAUGGAUAAAAUUACCCGACCAGCCCGUCAGUGCCUCGGUCGAGACGGAAAUCAUGGCAAAAUGGGCCGAGAACUUCGGCGAGGAGCUCUGGGAUCUGGCACAAACGAUGACGAAAGCGACGGAAAUUACGGCGAAAUACAAAGCCUACAAUGCGCGGGUAGAGCCCAAGAACGGUACGUCGUUGAUACAAUCGAUCGUGGAAAACGUUGGUCUCAUGUUCAUCCGCAAGAUGGACGCCAUCAAGUGCAUCAUUAAUCUGGCUGAGGAGUUGUCGGAGCAGUUUGAGUACAACGAAACGCUUGCGGACAACUUCUCGUACUAUUCCAGCAAAUACUCAAACAUUGAUGGCCGACCUGAGCCUGAGAUCCCAGAGACACUGCUGGAGAACGCCUGGAUGUAUCAGAACAUGUCGCUCAAUCCGGACACACACUUUUUCAACAUUUCGGUCAACACGUCGUACAGCUCGGUGCAUGUCCCACAAAACGUAUACGAUCGCUAUCCGUGGGUUUUGGAGGCACUCCAGUGGUCAGAAUCGCUGGACGAUGUGUUCGUGCAGAACUACAACUCCGAUCCGGCACUUUCGUGGCAGUAUUUUGGUUCGUACACGGGUAUGCUGCGUCACUAUCCGGCCCUGGAGUGGAAUCGCGAGCACGUGGACACGUUCGAUUGCCGCAAGCGAUCGUGGUACAUCGAGACGGCCACGUGUUCCAAGGAUAUCGUCAUCCUGCUGGAUAACUCCGGCUCAAUGACAGGCUACCGGAACUACAUCGCGCAGCUGACGGUGAAGAGUAUUCUCGAUACGUUUUCGAACAAUGACUUUAUCAACAUUUACAAAUACUCGAACGACGUAGAACCGUUGAUUCCUUGCUUCGAGGAUAUGCUAGUUCAGGCAACUCCGGAAAAUAUGCGAUUCUUUAACGAAUACGUACGAGAGCUUCUUCCGGAAGGAUACGCCAAUGUGAAGAAGGCAUUUGUUGCUGCAUUUGAGCUUCUUCAGAAGUACCGCGAAAUACGCCGUUGUAACGAGUCGGUCAGUGGAUGCAACCAGGCCAUCAUGCUCAUCACCGACGGUGUUCCGAGCAACAUCACGGAAGUGUUCGAGGCGUACAACUGGUUCGAGAAUGGGACAAAGAUUCCGGUGCGUGUGUUCACCUACCUGUUAGGCCGUGAGGUGACGAAGGUUCGUGAAAUUCAGUGGAUGGCUUGCUUGAACCGUGGCUACUACUCUCACAUCCAAUCGUUGGAUGAAGUGCAAGAGGAAGUGUUAAAGUACGUCACAGUUAUAGCUACCCCGUUGGUGCUGCAGGGUGUUGAACAUCCCCCAACGUGGACACAUGCCUUCACCGAUACGGCGGAAAACUUGCUUACGGAAGCAGACGAUGAUGAACCCCCAAGACUGCUGAUAGCUGUCGGUGCACCGGCGUUCGAUCGGAAAGCCAAUCACUACAAUGAAACGCGAACGGCCCGAUUGCUUGGUGUGGCCGGAACAGACAUCCCUGUCGAGGAUCUGGACGAGUUGACACUCCCGUACAAGCUCGGUGUCAAUGGGUACUCGUUCAUCGUCAGUAACAACGGAUACGUACUGAUGCACCCGGAUCUUCGACCCGUCUCGAACGGGCGACUGAAGGAGAACUACAACAGUAUCGAUCUGACUGAGAUUGAACAGAUCUACGACGAGAACAUCACCCGGUUGGUGGAAGACAUGACCGGACGGGAGAUGAGUCCGCUGAUCCUGGAGCUGCGACAGAAUCUCGUCUACUCGAGGUUCGGCAACAUGACCAAGUUGCCUGUGCGAUUCCACUACGACAAGAUGAGGCGCGUUUCGCUUGAGUAUCAGGACUACUACUAUGCACCACUCGAGAACACACCUUUCUCGCUGGGGUUGGUCCUGCCGCAUGAUUAUGGCAGUACCUGGAUUAAGGUGGGUGAUGAGAUCAAGCGCAACCAGCAUAUGGGGCUGAACAUCUCGGAUUUCUUCGUCGGUGACAAUUGGAAGGUGCAUCCCGAGUGGGUCUACUGCAAGUACCAUUACCUUGAGGGUCACGAGUUUAAAGAGCCUGAAGAUGAGCUGCGCCAUUUCCUAAACCGCUUGUACGAACCAACCUGGAAAUGGUCUCAACAGUACGAGCCCGACGGAAAUGAGAAGGAGUCCGACGGUCCCAACUGUGGCCGUAAAACGCUCGACGACGAUGCGUACUACUGCAACAAGGAGCUCGUGGAGCUGCUCAUCUUCGACGCGAAGGUUACCAACAACAGCUAUCGAAACUGGGAGUUUGAAAACGAAAAUGAGCGUAAGAUCAUCGAGAUGUACAACGCCACGUUGCGGUUUGUGGCCACGAUGAGCGGUCUGACGAGGUGGCAGUUCAUCUUUGGUGAGGUGGAAGUUGAUACGGAUAGUGAGUUCGGUGAUUACCACAAGAAGGCGAUCGAUGAAACGUGGUAUCGUAGUGCGAUCCUGCAGCACAAGAUCGAUCCGAAGAGCUUCGUGUACUCGGUGCCACAUGAAUCGGAUCCUCCUGAGGAUGGGGAGCUGAAGGUGACGGCUAGUAUGGCGAUAUUUCCCCGCGAUGGCGGCUUAGAGGCACCGGGGUGUGUUACAGGGUUCCAAUUCACGCACUCGCUUAUGUACGAGCGGUUUAUGGAGAUCACGUCCAAGACGACGUGUGACGGAUGCAUUGAAACGUGUGCUUCUGAGUCGCGUGAUUGCUACGUCAUCGACAACAACGGGUAUGUGGUGCUAUCAGAAACGUCCAACCACACGGGACGGUUCUUUGGUGAGAUCGAAGGUGCGAUCAUGCAAUCGAUGGUGGAUAAGGAAAUCUUCAACAUGAUCACCGUGUUCGAUCUGCAGGGUUUGUGUGAAUACGAGCGGGUUGUGGAAAACGACGCGAUGGCGUUGAUGCAUCCCAUGCGCCUUGUGAUGUUGGGCCUUAAGUGGAUGAUCGCAGAGAUCGCAAUUAUGUUGUCGCGGUUCGACUUUUGGGUGCACGGCAUACCCAGUCCUGAUUACUUUGGACAUGAGUACGACGACUACGACGAUACGCGUCCUUCCAAGCCGAAAAAGAUCCACGUCGACGAAGAGGAGGAAUACUUCAACCGACCGAAAGAGAUCAAGAAGGAGAUUGUAUACGAACCGUGUGAUAAGAAGUCAAACCUGUACGUAAUGCAGCAGGAGAAAUUCAUCAAGGGAGAAGGCUUCUUCUACGAGCCUCCACCAUCGGCAUUGGAAGACCUUUUGUAUCAGCCGUACUUUGCUAAACGCAUCCCGCGAUCGAACCUAAUGAUGGUAAUUGUGGAGAACGAGUACAAGGUUGAAAAGGUGGUGCUAUCAGCCCAACCCGAGGUGAUCUACCAUAACGAGUCGGAGGCACUACCGUGUGUGAAGACGAAGCUGAACUUUUUACCCCGCCGUCGACUGGAAGAAUGUUACACCGAUCAUCCGGACGAAGAACUGGUUGCCCAGUGUGGCAGUGGAUCCCGCCUAACCAUUCAACUGACUGUAGUGAUAUCGACUAUUGUAUCACUGUUGUUAUAUCGAUGUGCCCAAAACGCUAAUCCAAUUUUAAUGUAGAACGAUUUGAAAACGUAACCAAGUACCAUUUUGUACGAUCGCACGCACGCACGUGGCGUGAGGGUUGCCCCUUUAGCUAGAGCCACCUUUUCCCUGAUCACCGAAGACUAUGACUGUAGAGUGCGUGCACCUCGCGUGAUGUUUUGUGAUUUUUGAAACAUUUCGAAACACGCCCGAAACCGUGGAUCAGGUAAUACUAAUCUUAUUCGACGAACACACGUGUGUACCCACGGAACCGUACACCUUAACUUUGUUGAAUGAAGACACACUUUUGUAGGGGGAUAAGAUAGAGGAGUCAACUACAACAAAAAAACACGUGUUAACUUGUGAGACUAACAAUGUAAUCAGCUAGCCACCGGGGUUCACCUAGAAUCCGGCCACGUACUGGACGUAUGGACCAUCCUUUCCGAAAGACUACUAGCGCCACGUGACCGCUGGCUAGUAGCUACUGGCACUGGGAAUACUCUUGCCUCAAACUCUUUAUCGUACAACCGUUUUACUGUACACCAGGAACGCCAUCCACCUUCUCCAUCCAUCCAGCGAUGAAAUAUGAAGAGAUUUAUGUCGGAUACUAGGAAUAGACAAUGAGAGCACCGUUCGGCGUAACUGGUGGGUGCCUGUUUGUUUGUAGCACACGUUAACUUUAAUGUAGGAAAAUUUGUAUAAGAGAUGUUAGAGAGCAGAUCGACAUUGGUUUGCGAUAAUAAUGCACUUCGGGGAGGAUGCUCUAUUACUUUCCUUUUAUAACUGUGGAUUGUUAGAAUCGUAACACCCAUCGACAGAGGCGAGGAGUUUACUUUUUACGAGGCUGAGACGAAAGCUUUCAAUCAAAAAAACACAAUCGGAACCUAUUCUUAACCAGAAGAGCUUUAAAGCUGUGUUUGUUACGAUAAACCAUUCUGGAAGUUGAAAGUCGCAAAAUUGAGCUUAGCAUCCUGUUAGUUUCUAGGACUUUCCAGAACGUGACCGAGCGGUAGAAGAAUUUAUACUGACUCUGUAUUUAUUUAAUUGUUUCAAAUCUUUGAUAUGUUUUUAAUGGAUCUUCUAGAGCAAGAGUUUAUGCCACUAUUUACCAGUUUGACAAGAAUUAUGUAGACCUCUUUGGUCUCACAGCCUACCCAGUACUAGCUAAUCUUUCGUACAGUCCAUACACAUGGUCACUCUUUGCAGGGCAUGCUUUGUUUAUUUUUCUACAAUAUUGCCAAAAGACGUUAUUGUACGUUAGUAUUCCCUCCGCCAAAUGGAAUUUCCACCUAUAUACAGAACAUUAUAACAAUCAGUAGUAACAAAAACAAACAAAAAACAAUAAUAAUCGAUAUUCAACAUGAGUAAAAUGGAAACACCAACUGCUACUAGAAUACAGUUAAAACAAUAGACUUCAACAGAGGUAGCAAAAAGCAGGCAAGAUCGAAUUAAAUGGUCAAGACAUUGGAACAAGUUCCGAAGGCAACCGAUAAACAGAUGUCUAACAAUAAUGGAAAGGAGACAUUAGAAGCAAUCUCUUCAUUUGGAAAUAGUUACCAAAGUGUUAUGAGUAGGCAGUUACAUUUGCUCGUUUAGUUUGAACCAUCGCACAAUAAGUUUCGGUGCGGACAACGGACAUCGCGCCAAUGGUGAAAUGGAGUAGAUAGAUUAUAGUAGCCAGCUCUAGUCCUAGUAUAAUUUUCGUUAAUUAUUUACGUGACCAGGUUACAAGACAUAUUAGUUUGUAAAAAAAACGUCAGUUAAUACUCGCGCGCGCUCUACGGAGCGGAAAAGGGAUGUCGGAGCCGGUAUAUUUCAUUAUCCUAGCAAAGAUUGCUUAGAAAAUUAUACUACGAUCAUUUCGUAAGUCAUUAGCUGCAUUGUUCGUUCAUCUGCAGCAUAGUGAACAUGCCGGAAAAGCGGUCUUAGUGAUAAUUUGGAGAGCAAGGACACGUUUGAUGCUCUUGUCUCGCAUACCAUGCCAAGUUGUUCCUUCACUGUGUUUGUUACUUUUGUGUUUGUGUCACGGUUUAUGAGAAUAAAAAAAAUAGUUAAGU
This is a messenger RNA of Anopheles nili, 5651 nucleotides long. RefSeq names its product voltage-dependent calcium channel subunit alpha-2/delta-3 (gene Ca-Ma2d). The transcript is spliced from 14 exons. The coding region runs from base 1 to 3630 and encodes 1209 amino acids. Lineage: Eukaryota; Metazoa; Arthropoda; Insecta; Diptera; Culicidae. The record is from RefSeq and is a predicted model, not a curated record. Gene Ontology annotation, cellular component: voltage-gated calcium channel complex. Gene Ontology annotation, molecular function: voltage-gated calcium channel activity.